Molecule: messenger RNA, 1934 nt
Organism: Cavia porcellus (domestic guinea pig)
Lineage: Eukaryota; Metazoa; Chordata; Mammalia; Rodentia; Caviidae
Gene: Ccdc121
Product: coiled-coil domain containing 121
Exons: 2
Coding region: 1-1293 (430 amino acids)
Source: RefSeq, a predicted model, not a curated record
AUGGGAUCCCCGGCGCGGCGACCCGGCCAGUCCCGGCCGCCCAGCAGGCGAGCUCUCAUCCUCCCGAGAGAGUUGAGGGGAGCCGCUGGGCCGCCGGCUGCCAGGGCUCCUUUGACAGCCGCGAUUAAACCACUAAAGGCGCCAUUGACGCCCCGCACGCAGAAGCGCGUGGACCACGGGGUGGCGUCCUGGCGGGAAGUGCCCGCGACUGGACCCUGUGCCUCCAAGCAUACGACCCCUACCGACCUCAGCACGUGCUCCUCGGUCCUCACCCUCAGUGACCUACAGAGUUUCGCUAUUGAGGGCCUCAGCCCUGAGAGAUUGUUUGCUGAGACUGGCACAAGAUCCUCUCCGCCAUCGGCAUGUCUCAUACUUCUCCAUCAGUGCCUGCCACCAAAGAAACUGACAAAGAGGGAGAAGAGACUGAGAGAAAAGAUUACAGCGGCCCUCAGGAAGCUGAGCAGCCAAAUCCAGGAUGCUCAAAUGAAGCAGAACUGGCUGUUGGAGGAGAACAGGCAGGUGCAGAAGGAAAAGCUCCUCGUGGAGGCUGAAAGCAAAUCUAUUCUGGAUUACCUGACUGAGAACAGUAAGCACCGGGCGAGGAAGUGUGAGGAGCUAUGGAAAGAGUAUUUCCAACAAUGCCAGCAGCUGGAGCACAGCAAACAAGAAUUAGCUUCCAGGUAUGAAAAAGAAACCUUGGACCUGAAAGCACAGCUUUUGCAGGGUGCAAAGGUCCAGUUCAAAUUGGAAGAGCAGUUGAGGGCUCUGAGGAAUAUUACUGCCAUCAAGGAGAGGCAGGACAGGAGAAUACAGAGCUUGCAGGAGCAGAUAGAGAGGAUCCCAGCGGAGACACACAUGAAGGACCGCGAGGCCCACUUCCAGUUCCUCCAGCAAAAAGCCCUCCUGGAGCAAGAGAUCAAAAGGCUGGACCUGGUUCGGGAGCAGCUGCGGGAGAGAAAAAGAAGGGAUCUGGCUGACAAGGCCCAAGCCUUGGAGUACACAGCACAGAAGUCUCAUUUUGGAUUCUGCCGCGGCUUCUACAGAGAAAACCUGCAGCUGAGGAAGACAUUAAAGCCACUACUUCAGGAAGCCCAAAAACUGGAAGCUAUUCAAAGCCAGUUAGAAAACCAGCAGCAGCAGCUGGAGCAGAGACAUUGGUAUCAAGAAGCCAUCAUGAGGGGGAGGCAGCGGUUGCAAUCCAGGGGCCUCAGAGCCCGAAGCCACAGGGGCUCCAAAGACCACAUUGCACACCCCCAGACACCAAGUCAACCCCCAAAGGGAUCCCCAACAUAACAGAUGAAGAACUGGAUCAGGUACUCCUCGGCAGUAGAAAUCCCUCUAAGGAGUUAGCUGAGUACUCCUAGGGUAAAAUAUUUUUCAAUCUUGUUCCAUUGAUCAUAGUAGCAAUACCUGAAGUUUUAGGGGACAAGGAAAGUUACCUAAUUGUAACAAGUACUAUAUAGUACUAUUAGGGGACUUAGUUAUCCUUCCAUGUGUACUCUUGUCAUAUGCAAAUAACCUUUUGUCAUUUAUGUGAUCAUGUAUUUGUGACCAUUUAAUAGAACUAAGAAUCAUAUUUUAAAUUAUUACGGACUUUUUUAUUCGAAUUGUACUUUCUGCAUUUUAUGGCCGAUGAAUGCUAGACUAGUGAUUUACUGGGAGGUGACUCUGGGUGCAGCUGAGUAUAUUUAUAUACUUUAACAUUACUCCUCUGUGGAAAGAUAGAAUCAACCAUGUUGUCCAGAAGUGAUGAAAAACUUCACAAUCAUCUUAGUGAAUAGAGUGAAAUGAAUUUAUUGAAAACUGGAUUAAAAAGACUUUCUUUCCAAGUGCCUUUUACUCCUAGCUUUCUAUUUUUGGUUACCUAAGUGGUUUCUUUGUAUUGUUAAGCAGUAUUUUGUUAUUUAAAAAUAAAAGCCUGCUUAUGAUUAUAA